Clupea harengus (Atlantic herring) is the source of this 1388-nucleotide messenger RNA. RefSeq names its product complement factor H-related protein 2-like. Lineage: Eukaryota; Metazoa; Chordata; Actinopteri; Clupeiformes; Clupeidae. The record is from RefSeq and is a predicted model, not a curated record.
UACUGAGUCAUAGAAGAGGCUGGCCAUCAGCAAAUAUUAACCUGCCUACAAACAAGUCCAUGGCAUUCAUUACUUGGUGCGUUACAUAUGUCACAAUGAAAACAACUUUAUUGCUGUUCUGCAGUCUUCUGUGUGUCGCCACCUCACAGAUAGACCAAGAUGGAGUGUGCACUGAGCCAUUCCCAGUGGUGAGCAAUGCAGAGGUGUCCGAGGAGUACAGGAAGCCCAACUACACCGAUGGCAGCCCCCUGCCCUUCUCGUGUGUAUUAGGUUAUGUGCCGGCAGGACGAAUCGUGUACUCUUGCUCCAAGACCAAAUGGGCUAGAGUCCGCAACGGGAGGUGUCUUCCUAAACCAUGUGAACUACCAGAAGACAUGCAAUAUGGGAGUUACGACUUAGUUGAAGGAACUGACCUAGUGUUUGGAACAGUGAUCAAGUACACCUGCGACAAGGGCUACCAAAUGAUGAGUCAAUUUGACAGAAGAGUGUGUAUGCUUGAUGGAUGGAGCAACAGUUUACCAGUUUGUGAAGUUCUCACCUGUGAGUUGGGGGAAACUGACUCCAGUGUCACCAUGAGCAGAGGAAAUCCAGCUAAUGGAGAACCUGUUAAAUAUGGAGAGACACUCCACUUCACAUGUGCCCAAGACGGGAUGAGCAUAAGGGGGGAAAAGGAGGUGACUUGCACAUCCAGUGGAGAAUGGAGUGCGCCGUUUCCCAAAUGUGAAGCAAUUACUUGUGCACGUGACGAAAUCCAUAACAGUGUCCAAGUAAGAGGCCUACCCACUGGAAACAGUCCUGUGGCAUAUGGAACAAAACUACAUUUCAGUUGUAAUUCAAACAUGGCCCUUGAGGGAGUGCAAGUGGUAACCUGUUUGAAAAAUGGACAGUGGAGCAGCACUUUCCCAAAAUGCGUAAAACUUGAUAAGCAAUGUGGUCCACCACCAUCAGUCCCAUUUGCAGAUAUAGUUGGCACAUCACGCCAAGAGUACAACGAUGGGGACUGGGUGAAGUUCAAAUGCCAAUCUUACUACAAAUUGCAGGAUCUACGUGAGUCGACGAAGUGUAUAAAUGGACGAUGGUCCAACCCAAUUACAUGUCUCAAACCCUGCACAGUGACACCAGAGGAUAUGGAUAAGAGGAACAUUGCGUUUAAAUGGCCCAAACCUGGUCUUCGCUAUGUUGAACAUGGUGACCGAAUAACAUUUGCUUGCAAAAAGGACUGGAGAGAAAGUCUUAACGUUGCCUUUGCACAGCCCUGUAAAGACGGCCGCAUGAAUUUUCCUGCAUGUUACUAAUACAUCUAUUGAUUGAAUGUCAGGAUUUAUAAAAUGAUACUCAUGACUAAUAUCCAGGGGAAAAAUAAAAGAAAUGUUUUUUUUUUAAAGUAA